CUCAUCUGCUGAGAAAACGCUGUUUUUAAAGGGAAACCAAGGUUGUUGAGGUCCGUGGUGGGCUUAGCAGGUGGAAGGUUGUGGCUGGUUGCAGGGCUCCUGGAGCAGAAGAGCUGUGCCAUUCCCCCUUUUGUCCUCUCAUGCCCCCCCCCUCCCCGUGUGUUUCCCUGUGUGUUAGUGACCCCACACCCCCACCCACCCCCCACCUGAUCCCUCCCGUCGUGUCGCCGCUCCAGCCCGAAGCCCCCCUCUCACCCCAUGCUUGGGACAAAGCCAGCUCACUGCCAGCCCAAUGACUGCCUGGAUCGUCCUGCCUGUCAGCCUGUCUGCCUUCUCCAUCACAGGAAUAUGGAUAGUAUACGCCAUGGCUGUAAUGAAUCACCAUGUUUGUCCUGUGGAGAACUGGUCUUACAACGUAACGUGCACAGAGGAGCUGCCCCGACCAGGCUUCCCGAAGACAUGCUGCACCAUCCAGGACAUCCCCCUCAUCAGUAAAUGUGGUUCUUACCCUCCUGAAAGCUGCCUGUUCAGCCUGAUCGGCAACGUCGGAGCCUUCAUGGUGGUGAUGGUGUGCCUUUUGCGCUACGCCCAGGUGAUAGAACACAGCCACCGAUGUUGGGUCAACACCAGCGCUCUGGUGUCCGGCUGCACCAACGCUGUGGGUCUGGUCAUGGUGGGCAACUUCCAGGUCGAUCACGCCAAAUCUCUUCACUACGUGGGUGCCGGUGUGGCGUUUCCAGCAGGGCUGCUGUUUGUGUGCCUGCAGUGUGUGCUCACCUACCGGGUGGCAGUGACAGCCCUUGACUACUGGAUGGCCCAUUUCCGAGUCGCUCUGGCACUGGGAGCUAUGGUCUCCCUUGUCCUCAGCGGCAUCUUCUUCAUCCACGAGAGCUUCGUCCUGCAGCACGCUGCAGCCAUCUGCGAGUGGGUCUUCACAGUGGACAUCCUAGUCUUCUACGGCACCUUCACUUACGAGUUUGGCACCGUCACCAGCGAGACCAUGAUGGCAGGCCUGCAGCAGAGUCACCACCACGGCUCAGGGGUUAUCAUGGGCCCCAGGGCUCGGGGCUCGACACUGGGUGGGGCAACCAAGGGCCUCAAGUCCCCGGGGGGAAGCAGCACAUCCACACAUCUCAAUUGUACCCCGGAGAGCAUAGCAAUGUUGUAGCUCUGCAUCGCAGCUCAAAGGUCUGAAAAGGCACCGCGGAGGAGCUUCACGGGCUUCCACAGAGAUGGGAAGAUGACAGAGGUAGCAUGUGAAGGAGGAGAGGAAGUUUGGAUAUCUUUUAAGAAUUUAACUGACACCAGGUUAUCCCAUCUUUAACACUUAUAUCUUUUUUUUUUUCUUUUUUUUUUCUCCAACAUUGGUGCAAGCCGGCUUGUUCGGUGAGCAACUGCAGUCAAAUGUUACGUUUUCUCUAGUGAUACUGAGAAGAGGGCUGAAUGUGUGGAGCCAGUUUGACUACUGGAACCAUGAAUGUUUCCAAGAUGGCUGUUGAUUGGGCAAAUCUUCACUUAAGUAGGUCUUUUUCUGAACGGGUCUUCUUUUGUUGGCCACAACUGUGCAUCACUGGUGUCUUGGUUGAAAGAGGAGGUUCCUUUAAAGCCACAAAGUUUCACCCCCCUCCCCCCUCCCCCAGACACUCCUUCAUGAAUUAUCCAGUGCUUUGCGUGGCCCACCUGUUUUGGCCUUUUUGCUUAUCUCUGCACGGCACACUUUUUGAAUGAGAGAAUACUAAUUUAUGUUUGAGUUUUAAGUUUGCGUAGUAAGUAGAAAACACUGAAUGUUUGAGAAGUGACUAGUUAACGUUAUGUAUGUUUUACAGGCUGUGAGAACACGGCCUUUUUAAUCAAGCUUAACUAAUCUUUCAAAUGAUUGGCAAAAAUCAAGAAUUUCACCCGACAGUUGAAUCUGGUUGCACAGUUUCUGUGUGAUAGCUGCACUCAAACGUGAUUUGAAUGCACAUUUUGAUGGUAUUAUUUCAGAUUGUUUUACACAGCAUGUAUAUCUUUAUCUUGAGCGGCUAUUAUUCUUGAGGUCAUGAUCCAUUUCACUGAUGGCUGCAUAAACAGUACGGAUGUGUUCUGCUGUGACGACUAGGACUGUGUGCAUCUCAAUCAUUCUUAACUGAGAAGUCCUCUCCCUUUGAUGUCAUUCCAUUAUCGUCCCACGAGUUGCAGGAUUUCUUUAACAUUUACAUUUCAAGCUACCUUUUCACCGUCAUGUUCGGUGCAAUAAUCGCCAUCAAUCAUCUGAUCAUUUAUGCUCCACUGGAGUGAAUAAUGCCUUUUUUUUCACUGUGUUGGUGUUCGCCCGGGAGUUUGAACACUUUUUUUUUUUUGUGAGUGACACCAAGACAUUUUAAGUGACCUAUGUCCUAUAGUAAAACAAGUGGGUGUGUGAAGGUAAAACUACAAUCCCACUAACACGUUUACAGGUUAACAUAGUUCCUGUCCGCACACUGAUUUGAUUUGAUUCCAGGCUGGACCUUUGGAAGCCUUAUUUGAGUUUUGAGAAUGAGUUUUCUGUUCAUGUGAAGUAGUGGGAAGCCUUCUCGGUAAGUUACGGGAGGACUUUUUACUCACAGCGGUUGACUGAGAGGUGCAAAGUGAACAUGAUGCUCUUAGACCUCGUGCCAUAAACCUUACAAUGUCACAAUGGUGUCCAGGCAGUGUUACAACCAGACAAUAUCAUAUAGGUUGUAGACUUUGUGAAAGUGUGUCAUAUAUUGAAGAUAUUUGUAUGAUUUCAUGUUGCCAAUUUCUCUUUAAGUGAUGAUUACAGACUGCCACAAACUAAAGCCGAUUAACGCCACCAUGUUUAGGUUACACUCGGAUUAAGUUUUUUUUUUUGUUUUAGUGAGCGAGCUGUUUGUCUGUGAGCUGUUUGAGAAGUAUGUUUCAUAACCACUAACACACAGAUACACACAGUAUUCUGCCCUCUCGCGUAGUGUCGAUGCAUUUUAACCUGUCUAACCACUGGAUGCCAGCAAUACACAUUUCUAAAAGGUCACCUCACCUACCUCUUUUAUCUUUUGUGGGUUUGAUGCUGUUUCAAAGCGAAAUCAAGAGUUCAAACAUGUUUUCCAUCUCAAGUAAAGGUCUGAAGAGGUUGGUUUCUUCACUCGUCAUGCAAAUAAUUAAUGUCUCAGUCUUUCUGGACUGCAGGACCCUGACAGAUACAGCUGUGUUUAAGUUUGUUUUUUUGUUUUGAUCUGCACCUGUUGCCAAAAAAAAAGACUGGAAUCCACUGAUUGGUUUUCUGUUUCAACAGUAUGUGUAUGAAUUUGUAUGAGUGCACUGUUUUAGCCUUAUCCCUCAUACUGUGCCAGGGGAACAUUUUCAUUUUUAUCAGGUUUGUUUUGUUUGUGUGUGUUCAGCUGUAGCCUACUUCACCAUACUGUAACCAAAGUCACAAGAGGUGACUUCAAAUGGCAGCUUGUAUGAGCCCUCACAUCAGGGUUGGAUUUAUUCUGUAACAGCAUCUAUACCAUCUUCCACAUGCCAAAAUUUAAAGGUGGAUUUUACAACCUUUUUUCUUUUUCUUCUUUUCUUUUUCUGUUAAAAUGCGCACAUCAGUAAAUGGCUAUAGUACGUUUGUUUGUGGGAGACUCGUAUAUUAAAAAGACUGCCUGAUCUGUACGUCUUGAACUCUAGCCACAGCAACACAGAAACAAAUGUCUAUAAAAAUGUAUUAGUCUUAUUUCCUCAAUUUGAAAAAUAUGUACAAGAAUGGUAAUGGAGGAGUCGGAGAAAUCCCCGAAAACAAGUCGACUGAUUCUUUUGUUUCCUUUUAUACAUUCUGUAAAUAUGUAUGAUUUGUCUAUCAUUUAGGUAUUUUCAUUUGACAGAGAUUUAUAUUCAAAUAUGAAAUAAAAAUGAUAAAUUAUUAGCACA
Messenger RNA from Thunnus maccoyii (southern bluefin tuna), 3897 nucleotides. Its product is annotated as transmembrane protein 150A-like. Bases 293 to 1168 code for a protein of 291 amino acids. The transcript has 8 exons. The record is from RefSeq and is a predicted model, not a curated record. Gene Ontology annotation, biological process: protein localization to plasma membrane. Lineage: Eukaryota; Metazoa; Chordata; Actinopteri; Scombriformes; Scombridae.